CGACGACGACGACGACGGAGGCAGAGCACACGCACCGCACCGGUGACCGUUUACUGAAAUGACCAAAUUAACCGGAAUGGGACUAUUUUUACUCUGCACGCUGACGCUGCUGAUCACUUUCACUGGAAACGGCGCACACGGAAGCAACCUAGUGAAACGGAGUUUGAAAAAUACGGUUCCCUGUUUAGAGGAUGGAUUGUUUUACAGAAAUCCCGACCGUCCUGUGCCGAAGAUGUGGACCAACACCGAGUGCGCCAAGUACUACCUGUGCCUGGAUGGUGAAGUGUUCGAGUUCAAGUGUUCCGUUGGCCUCCUGUUCGAUGUAACGCGCCAGAUCUGUGAUUUCAAGCAGAACGUGGAAAACUGUGACAUCACAGCGGAGGCCCGAGUGCCGAAACCCUUGCUGAAGGACGCCAAAUGUGAGGAACGAUCGCAGCUGGGCUGUGGGGAUGGCACCUGCCUACCGAAGGAGUACUUUUGCGAUGGAUCCGUCGAUUGUGCCGACGGUUCGGAUGAGGGCUGGUGCGAUGUGGAACACGAUCCGGAUCCGGUGUAUCCAUGCGAUACGAGCGAAUGUUCGCUGCCGGAGUGCUUCUGUUCGAAGGAUGGUACAAUGAUCCCGGGACGGUUGGAACGCUACCACACGCCCCAGAUGAUCUUGCUCACCUUUGACGAUGCGGUCAACUUCGAGAACUGGGAGCUCUACACGGAGAAGCUCUUCACGGCCGGUCGCAAAAAUCCAAACGGAUGUCCCAUACGGGGCACGUUCUACGUGUCGCACCAGUACACGAACUACGCACAGGUCCAGCGACUGUGGAAUGAUGGGCAUGAGAUAGCGAUCCACUCGAUCACGCACCGAGGACCAGAGGAGUGGUGGUCCCGUAAUGCGACCAUCGAGGACUGGUUUGAUGAGAUGGUCGGUCAGGCGAACAUCAUCAAUCGGUUCGCGAACGUUCGCAUGGAGGAACUGCGCGGGAUGCGCGUGCCAUUUCUGCGUGUCGGCUGGAACCGACAGUUUCUCAUGAUGAAAGAGUUCGGUUUCGUGUACGAUUCGUCGAUGGUGGCACCACACUCCAAUCCGCCGCUCUGGCCAUACACGCUCGACUAUAAGAUGCCACAUGCCUGCAAUGGAGUGCAUCAGUACUGUCCUUCCCGUAGCUAUCCGGGAGUCUGGGAGAUGGUAAUGAACCAGCUGGAGGCCGGUGAGUAUACAUGCGGUAUGGUGGACACCUGUCCGCCGCAUAUGGACGGCGAAGACGUGUACCGGAUGUUUGUGCACAACUUCAAGCGCCAUUACCACUCGAACCGUGCUCCGCUAGGCCUCUACUUCCACUCCACCUGGUUCCGCAAGCAAGCGUAUUUGGAUGCCUUUUUGAGAUUCCUCGACGAUAUGGCCAAGUACCCGGAUGUGUACUUUGUCACCAAUAAUCAGGCAAUCGAGUGGAUGCGAAACCCAACGACCUCGAACCAACUCGGUCGCUUCGAGCCGUGGCAGUGCCGACCGAAACAGCUCGAUCCGCAGGAGCAAGCCUGCAAUCUGCCCCGUACCUGCAAGCUGCAUAGUCGCGUCCUGCAACAGGACCGUUAUCUGUACACGUGCAACGAGUGUCCAGCCCAGUAUCCCUGGAUUCGGAAUGAGUUUGGAUUAGAUUAAGCUACGCAGCAG
Molecule: messenger RNA, 1666 nt
Organism: Anopheles darlingi
Lineage: Eukaryota; Metazoa; Arthropoda; Insecta; Diptera; Culicidae
Gene: ChLD3
Product: chitin deacetylase 1
Exons: 5
Coding region: 59-1654 (531 amino acids)
Biological process (GO): carbohydrate metabolic process
Cellular component (GO): extracellular region
Molecular function (GO): chitin binding; protein binding; hydrolase activity, acting on carbon-nitrogen (but not peptide) bonds
Source: RefSeq, a predicted model, not a curated record